Messenger RNA from Mangifera indica (mango), 2512 nucleotides. RefSeq names its product tRNA-dihydrouridine(47) synthase [NAD(P)(+)]-like. Gene Ontology annotation, molecular function: flavin adenine dinucleotide binding; tRNA dihydrouridine synthase activity; metal ion binding. The transcript is spliced from 10 exons. Bases 84 to 2180 code for a protein of 698 amino acids. Gene Ontology annotation, biological process: tRNA processing. The record is from RefSeq and is a predicted model, not a curated record. Lineage: Eukaryota; Viridiplantae; Streptophyta; Magnoliopsida; Sapindales; Anacardiaceae.
UGAGAUACGGCAAGAAACCCUCGUUCUGUUCUACUCAGUCUCAGUGAUUCACUCUCACGGCCAUCUGAGUUGUUUUCUUCUCCAUGGCCGAGUCGGCAACCGAACUCGGUGAGCCCCUGACGGAGCCACAUCCGCCACAACCGAACUCAAAUGGAGCUCCAGAACAACAAAAUCUAACACCUGACCAACUCGUGGCUAAAGCCAUUGCUCCGGUUAAAAAGCAGUUCCUUCGUCCUCCACCCACCAGAACCAUUCAAAGCAAUACCCUUUCAUCAGUAAAUGAUGGAAAUAAACCUUCUCAGUCUUCCACAACUGUUAUCAAGGAAAAGAAAUCUAAACGUCAGCUCAAACGCGAACGCCUUCAGGAAAAAAAAUCUCCGUCAAAUCUCUGUCCUGAGAUAGCUAAAACUGGAGAUGUUAGCUCUUGUGCUUAUAAAGAUAAGUGCCGAUUUAGUCAUGACUUAGAAGCAUUUAACGCUCAGAAACCGGCUGAUUUGGAAGGUGAAUGCCCCUUUUUGAGUUAUGAAGGCCAGUGCCCUUAUGGUUUGGCCUGCAGAUUUUCGGUUACUCAUCGAGGUGGUGUUAGUGAUGGUGAUGGUAAUUCGAAUGCCCAUAAUAAAACCUCUGAGGUUAAUGGAUUGAACAAAGACGUGCAGAAGCUUUUGUGGAGGAAUAAAAUGAAGUUCCCCAAAGCUGAUGUUAGACUAAAAUCUCUGGGGCUUUCGGUUCAUGGGAAGAAUAAGAUGAAAGUGGUGGAGGAUAAGGAGGAAGGAAAUGGAAUAGAUUUGAAAAAUUCUCCUGCCAUUACCAAAAAUGGUUGCACAAAAGUUGGUGGUGACUCAGUUGAUGAAUCUGAGUGUCCAAAUGAAUUUGGAGAGGAUAAUGUUGACGAGAUUUGUGAAACUGCUGAACUUCGGCCCUUAAAGAAAGCAAAAUCUGAAAGUGCUGAAAAUUGUGCUUCUGGGAAAGCAGACAAUUGUGUGGGUGUGUUGGAGGGAGAUUCUGAGAAAUUUCCUGUGCAAGUUGAACCUGCAGCUACAGUUGAUGAUGUACUUGUAGCAACUGAUGGAAGCUUAAGAGUACACCCUCGUGAAAAGAAGCUUAUUGAUUUUAGAGGGAAGCUUUAUCUUGCACCUCUGACCACUGUAGGGAAUCUUCCUUACCGGAGGGUUUGCAAAGUACUGGGAGCAGAUAUAACCUGCGGUGAAAUGGCAAUGUGUACAAAUCUGUUACAGGGUCAAGCUUCAGAAUGGGCUCUCCUGAGACGACAUUCAUCUGAGGAUUUGUUUGGUGUACAGAUAUGCGGGGCAUACCCAGACACUGUUGCACGUACUGUUGAACUUAUUGAACAAGAAUGUAUGGUGGACUUUAUUGAUAUUAAUAUGGGGUGCCCAAUUGAUGUUGUUGUUAACAAAGGGGCCGGGUCAUCUCUUCUCAACAAACCAAUGCGGAUGAAAAGCAUAAUUGAAGCAGCUUCUGGCACUGUGGGAAAACCAAUAACUGUUAAGGUGCGGACAGGUUUCUUUGAAGGGAAAAGCCGUAUUGAUUCAUUAAUUGCUGAUAUUGGCAAAUGGGGAGCUAGUGCAGUGACUGUACACGGUCGAUCACGUCAGCAGCGCUAUAGCAAGCUUGCUGAUUGGGACUACAUAUAUCAUUGUGCUAGAAAGGCACCUAAUGAUCUGCAAGUUCUUGGAAAUGGUGAUAUUUUCUCAUAUUUAGACUGGAACCAGCACAAGGGUGACUGCCCUGAACUGACUUCAUGCAUGAUUGCGCGAGGGGCCCUAAUUAAGCCUUGGAUAUUUACUGAAAUAAAGGAACAGAGGCACUGGGACAUCAGUUCCGGGGAACGAUUAAAUAUCUUGAAGGAUUAUGUACGUUUUGGUCUUCAACAUUGGGGAUCUGACAAGAAAGGAGUGGAAACUACUAGGCAUUUCUUGUUAGAAUGGCUUAGCUAUACAUUUAGAUAUAUACCUGUUGGCCUUUUAGAUGUCAUUCCACAAAGGUUAAACUGGCGUCCGCCCUGCUACUUUGGCCGAGAUGAUCUUGAGACACUAAUGUCAUCUGAUUCUGCUGCUGACUGGAUUCGAAUAUCUGAGAUGUUGCUGGGUAAGGUUCCUGAUGGCUUCACAUUUGCCCCAAAACACAAAUCCAAUGCAUAUGAUCGUGCAGAAAAUGGCUGAGUUUUUGUGCUGUUAAUCAACUUGAAAAUGGUUUCAACCUUUCUAAGUGAUGGCAUGCCACCUUCUAUAAUCGCUGAGCAAUUUUGGGUGUUUUUUAUUAUCAAGAAGAAAAGCAAGGGAGCGUCAAACAUUUGUUUUCAACAUUAAUUAUAAUCUUGAAGGGAAGCAGGGUUGUAUUUCACAUGAAUCAUAAUUUUCUAUAAAUACCUUACUAAAUGUAAUUGCAGUUUUAGGUGGUGGGCAGUGGUUGCUUAAUAGUGCCUGACACAAAAUUGAACAUCUUUUGUCUUUCCCUAAACUUGAAGAGGCUGAUGUUUUAUGCCAUUGAUUUA